AUGUCCAUGUACUCCUGGAGCAGCAGCACCUCCUGCUGGUGCCUCAUCAGCUGCAUCCCGGUGUGGGCCUCCCCGGCUCUCCAGACGCUAGACCGUCCGGCCUCAACCCUGGAGGCUGCCAACUGCCCAGGCCGGGGGCCGGUGGAGGGGGGUUGCUGCGGGGGUUGCCCCCACCCUCCCCACGGCGCCCCAGUGCCACAGGUCACCAUGCCCACCAUAGGCUGCGUGGAGGUGUGCCACGAGAGGGGGGAUGGAUGCUUGCAUGACAGUGGGAUGGAACUGGUGGGCACUCUGGACAUGACCAUGGAGGACAUUCCACUGGACACCAAAUCAGACAACAGACUUCCCAUCCAGAUCUUCCCGGACCCUGUGGAGGUUGUCCUGGGCCCCGAGGGCACGUUGGCCUGCGUGGACCACAGUGGCAAGGAGCGUCUGCCCUCCAUCGUGGUGGAUCCCACGGACGUCAGCGAGGUGGAGAGCGGCGAGCUGCGCUGGCCCCCAGAGGACAUGGAUUUGGAUGACGACGAGGAGGACCUGUUCCUGGAGCAGUGCAUCCCGCCCGCCAACAUCGCCGACUGGGGCGUGGACGAGGACGAGGAGGUGGACCAGGAGGUGGCGGCCGUCAACGUCCUAGUCAACCACCACCACCACCACCAGCAGCAGCAGCUGCAGCACACCUCACUCUUAGAUCUUCAGCCAGAUGAUUUUAGAGAUGAGACACCAACUUUACCCCCCGAGAGUGCCCCAUCCAGAAACUGA
Molecule: messenger RNA, 759 nt
Organism: Engraulis encrasicolus (European anchovy)
Lineage: Eukaryota; Metazoa; Chordata; Actinopteri; Clupeiformes; Engraulidae
Gene: lbhl
Product: LBH regulator of WNT signaling pathway, like
Exons: 6
Coding region: 1-759 (252 amino acids)
Biological process (GO): positive regulation of DNA-templated transcription
Cellular component (GO): nucleus
Source: RefSeq, a predicted model, not a curated record